Ogataea polymorpha is the source of this 3847-nucleotide messenger RNA. RefSeq lists its product as uncharacterized. Gene Ontology annotation, biological process: regulation of transcription by RNA polymerase II. NCBI's taxonomy places the organism in Eukaryota, Fungi, Ascomycota, Pichiomycetes, Pichiales, Pichiaceae. The record is from RefSeq and is a predicted model, not a curated record. Bases 22 to 1851 code for a protein of 609 amino acids. The transcript has 2 exons. Gene Ontology annotation, molecular function: protein binding; DNA-binding transcription factor activity, RNA polymerase II-specific; RNA polymerase II cis-regulatory region sequence-specific DNA binding.
GUGUUUUCUGACAAGCGCAGCAUGAGCGAAAGAAAAAGGUUCAUCAAUGAGGAUAAUGAGGUAUUUGACGACCCCAACGACCUCAUUAACCAGGUAAUCAAAAACCUCACGGUGCCGCCAGACAAUAUCCCGACGACCGUCUCACGCGUGUACAACAACGAACGGAAUCUAAACAACGAGGUCCAGGCGUACGCCAAGAUUGCCGGCAGAGACUGGACCUUCUAUGUGAAAUCGUUGAAAGUGCUUAUAGGCCGUAAUACCGACUCGCACGCCACGGACCGGGCCGAGGACAAGGUCGACAUCGAUCUGGGGCCGUCGAAGGUGGUUUCCCGAAAACACGCGUCGAUCUCGUACAAUCUAGAGGAAAGAAGGUGGGAGCUCGUGAUUCUGGGGCGUAAUGGGCUCAAGAUCGACGCCCAGCGCAUCAACUCCACGUCGAACGGCUCGGGGCCCAUAUUUCUCAACUCGGGCAACAUCAUCGACAUUGGCGGCACCCAGAUGAUGUUCAUUCUGCCCGAUGCCGUGCCAGUGAUCUCCAACUACUUCCUUUCCAACCUCAAGAACAAGCGGCCCAAGUCUGACGUUUUCAGCAACUCGAGUGCGUCGCUCUACUCCACCGACAUCUACACCAACAACAACGUCAAGGGUUUCCAAAUAUACGAGAAGUCGCCCGCGCCCAACGAUCUCUCGUCUCCCGGGCACACCAUCAAGGGCUCGGAGCAGGAUUACUCCAAAGAUGACGCCAAGGAUCUCAAGCCGCCGUACUCGUAUGCCACAAUGAUCACACAGGCGAUCCUGUCUAAUCCUCAAGGCAUCUUGUCGCUGUCGGAGAUUUACGACUGGAUAGCGAGCCAUUACGCUUAUUACAGGCACAGCAAGCAAGGGUGGCAGAACUCCAUCAGACACAAUUUGUCGCUCAACAAGGCGUUUGAGAAAGUGCCUAGAAAGCCCAACGAGCCCGGAAAGGGCAUGAAGUGGCAGAUCAGCGAGAGCUACAGGAAAGAGUUCCUGAAAAAAUGGGAGGAAGGAACUCUAAACAAAGUGAAAAGAGGAAGCAGCGUUUCCAGACAACUCCAGAUGCAUCUUAUAAAAAACAGAGGCCUGCCCGACUCUGGCCGUUCGGCCAUCCCGGCCACAAACCCGACCGCAGAUUUCAACAUGUACAAACGGCCCGAGCAACCGUAUUACGAGGCGAAACUGAACUCCGCUGCGCCCCUGCAUUCCGAGCCCCACGAGGCCCUGAACUACAUCACUGCAGCAGCAAGCUUGUCCAACAGUAGCAUCCCCCCAAGCAGUGCUCCAGGCUCCACGUCGGGCACGUCCUCCGUCCCUAAUCAGGUGCCCAAGCCGGAACUCUCCUCGCCUAUCAAACAGCUGGGCGUCCCCGAGUACAGGUCCAACUUUAAUGGAUCGAUCCCGCCUCUGGCCGGCAGAACGGCAUCUCAGGAAACGCCUAGCUCCGCGAUCAAGCCUCCGGCCACCAAUGCACCUGCCUCAUCGGGCAAUGCCCUGUUCCCGCCAGCAAGUCCGAAAAAAUACCAGGUUAGCGCUUUGGAGGCUUACACGCCCGACAGAGGCACGUCGCGCCACCAGUUGGACCCACCCUCGUCGUCGCAAUCGCACCCGUCGGUCAACUCGUCGCCGGCACUGUGGAACUACGUGCAGUUUUCCACACCGCUGGGCGGCCCCUCGUCGAACGGCAACCAGCAGCAAAACAGCAUGCAGUCAGGCGCCACGAACAACCGGUCGCCGGCCAAGAUCGAAUUGGAAAGCCCUCUGCGAGACAGAAAGGCCGAUUCUCAGGUCGGCGACCUUAAAGAUGUGGAUCUCGUUAAAGGAUUUAAGCAAUAGAGAGAUCAUCAAUGGUAUUAUAAGUCAUAACGUAACAAACCAAACGGGACUCAUGGCAUCGGCGUAUGUACAAGUUGGUUUCGAUCCACGAAUCACUCAACAUCCAUAAACUGAUAGUAGCCGUUGAGCUCCAUUACCGGCUUUUUCAGCGAGUCGCUCACGGGAAAUGGCUCCAGCUCCGAUGCGAAGAAGCUGGACGUUUUGCUUGGCGAUGGCGCCCCCAGGGUCAAGUCGGUCACGUCUAGCGACUUGCCGAUCUCGGAAGGAGCUCCCAGCCAGUAGUCCGCAAAGUUUUGGUCCUGAGUUAAAAUGGUUGCAAACUCUUUUCCCACAGGGUCCGUAAAUUCGCCGUUGUCCCCAAGCGACGACGGAGACUCGGCCUGGUCCUCAUAUGUGCCGUUUUCGUCCUCGCCCAGGAACCUUGCGAAGUUGAUGGUCUCGUUCCGUGAAAAGUCCAGCGCAAAAUUAUUAGCGACGGGCAGAGCACCGGAACCUGGUCUAACCUGCAACUUGGAGACCUCGAUGCGUUCGCGGAGAAGAACCUCCGAACCGUACAGUAACGGUACACUGGAGCCAGUGUUCUUAUCGGAGGCCAGAAUCUUGAUCUUGGCGGCCGCAAUGUCCAGCAGGUCGGUGUCGAUAAAAUGGUGGCAUGAAAUGGCCUCGAAUUUGGAGAGGAUCAGCUUCAACAUUUUGAUGUUAAUGUUUCUGUGGUACAACAUCGAGUUGAACAUGUCGAGCAGGUUUCCCAGAAUCAUCACGACAAAGUUGCGCACAGGUAGACACUGCUUGGUGCUCGAUUCGAGGUCGCUCCAGAUGCUCAUUUCCAGCAGAUGGUUCAGCAGCUUGACCAUAGACUCCAGCUGGUAGUCGGAUGGCUUCUGGAAAAACCUGAGUUUCAGGCCGCAGUAAUACAACACCAUCAACACCUUCAUCUGCGAAACCAGUAAUGAGUUAAUCUGGUCGUAAUUGUCAAGGUCGAAUUUUCUCUUUUCUUUAAGAUGCUGAAUAUCAAACUCUUUUUUCUGGGUUUUGAAUAGCACCUCCAUAAUCAGGUAAUUGUCCUUUCUCAGAUUAAGUUUGGAGUCCAGAACACGCACCACAAGCGACAUGAAGUCUUCUGCUGGGUUUGUCUGCUCGGCCUCCAAGUAGGUCUGCGGGUUGAAUUUCUCGUCAGACGUCCUCAGCUGCUCAAAACAUUGCGACAUGGCCGGAUGCAUGUCCAUCACAAGACACUUUAGCACAAAGAGAUUAUCGAAUUUCCGGAGGAGGGAAGCGACCUCUGGAUGGUGCGAGUAGGUGGUGAACACCUCUGUCGAAAUUGAGAGCGAUUCGUCGCGCUCAGCAAAUCGGGUCUCCAUAAACAGCCACAAGGCCACAAACUUGGUUUUGCCGCGAGAGUAUUUGGUAAGCUGACGGUAGUCCCUGAUCUUGGCGAGCAGCGAUGACACCAUUACAGGCCUCUCGACAGUCGCGUCGAAGUCGACAAGACGCCUGUGUUUUGGGUCGUAACUGUAGUCCAGCACGACUAGGCCAAUAGCACAGAUCAGCAUCACCAUCUCCAUGCUCCGAAACGACGCGUCGAGGCUUCUCAUGCCGGCAAGCAAGUCAUCUUUGUCGAGCUCAAAAUAUAGGUGCUGGUUGAGGUCGAAAAAACACGUCACGAGAUGGUUCAGCAAAUGCACAUUGAGCACACGGUCGUCUAGUAGUUUCGGCAAUUCGACUGGCCUGCUCGUGACCAGUGUCAUGUGACUAUCGAAGAAACAAGGCACAGUGAUGUAGCUUUUGGGUGCGGCAUCGGCCCGCUCUACAGCCUUCUUUUCGAGCUCAAAAAUACGGCUAGCAAACUUUGUGUUUUGCUUGCGUAGCUUCUCCAGAUCGGAAACCUCUUUUUCCUCCUCCUCCACAAUUCCUAAUUUUGGUUCCGGUGGCGAAAUUUUAAUCGAUCUAAAGGUUUCUGGAUACUCGCAAGUUAGCUUUUUGCGCUCGCAGUUUU